GUCCCGUUGCCACCCUGUCGCCUUACUCUCUGUCCCAAAUUCGCUCCUUUUAAUACAGCGUCAAAUUGUUGCAAAUAGGCGUUAAACCAAAUGGGGCGCCUUGUAGGCGCAGUCGCGGCAUUGCUGCUGUUGGCAGCGACUGCCAACGGGGCCCUGAUGUCCAUCGACCUGGGCUCGGAGUACUUGAAAGUGUGCUUGGUGAAGCCUGGGAGGACCCCCAUCAGCAUCGCCGUGAAUGAAAUGAGCAAGCGCAAGUCGCCCGCCCUGGUGGGUGUUGUGAACGGCGAGCGGCUGCUGGGCGAGGAGGCGUUCAGCUUCGCGGUGCGCUACCCGGAGCAGAUUGUUGCGCGGGCGCGCGACAUGCUAGGCAAGGACGCGGAGGACCCCACGCUGACGGCUCUGUUCCAGCAGCACGGCCUGCCGUACAAGCUGGUGGCCAACGCGGAGCGCGAUGGGGCGGCCAGCGUGCAGAUCGGGGAGGAGGUGUACAGCCCCGAGGAACUGGUGGGCUCCAUCCUGUACUACGCCCGCCAGAUCGCCGAGGAGCAGGCGGGCGGCCCCGUCACUGAUGCCGUCAUCACCGUGCCAGCCUACUUCGGCCAGCGCCAGCGCCAGGCCAUGGCGGACGCCGCCGACCUGGCCGGCCUGAACCUGAUGGGGCUGAUCAACGCGCACACGGCGGCGGCGCUGCAGUACGGCAUCGAGCGCGACUUCGCCAACCGCUCCCAGACCAUCCUGCUGUACGACAUGGGCAGCGGCACCACCGAGGUGGCGCUGGUCAAGUUCUCAGUCUACACGGUCAAGGAGGCGGGCAAGCCCAAGGUGUACAACCAACUGGAGGUGCGGGACGUGGACUGGGACGACUCCCUGGGCGGCAACCAGCUGGACAUGGUGCUGGCCCGGCACUUCGCCGCGCAGUUCUCGCAGAAGGCCAAGCUGCCGGACGUGGACGUCCUGCAGCUGCCCAAGGCCAUGGCCAAGCUGCGACGACAGGUCCGGCGCACCAAGGAGAUGCUGUCCGCCAACAGCGCCGCGCCCUGCACUGUGGAGGAGCUGUACGACGGCAAGGACUUCCAGUCCAGCAUCACGCGUGACGAGUUCGAGGACCUGGCCGCCGACUUCUUCAGCCGCGCCGCCGCGCCGCUGAAGCGCAUCAUCGAGCGCAACGGCCUCAAGCCCGAGGACCUGGACGCCGUGGAGCUCAUUGGCGGCGGCAGUCGGGUACCGCGGCUGCAGGCGGCGCUCAGCGAGGUGCUGGGCGGCCGCGGCCUGGACAGGCACCUGGACGCGGACGAGGCUGUGGCUCUGGGCGCGGGCCUGUUCGCCGCCAACCUGUCCACCUCAUUCCGCCUGCGCAAGUUCGGCAUGGUGGACCUCACCAUGUACGGCGUCAGCCUCAGCCUGGACCACGUGGUGCUGGGGGAUGCGGCGGCGGCGGCGGCGCCGGAGGGCGCUGAGCCGCUGCAGAAGGUGCGCAACCUGCUGCCCUUCAUGAAGAAGCUGCCCAACAAGCGCGUGGUGCGGCUGGACGGCGUGGCGGCGGACCCGCUGCGCUUCAGCCUGGCCUACAACGCCUCCACGCACCACGGCCUGCCGCCCGGCGUCAAGGCGGCUGAGCUGGCGGACUUUGAGGCCACCGGCGUGGAGGACGUCAUCAAGCGCUACAACACCAGCGGCCAGAUCUCUCUCCGCUUCGAGGCCGACUACAGCGGCCUGCUUCGGCUGGACAAGGUGGAGGCGGUGGUGGAGUACGAGGUGAUGGAGGAGAAAAUCAUCGAGGUGCCAGUCAACGAGACAGACACAGCCACCGGCGCCGAGGGUGCGGGCGCCGACGCCGACACCAAGGCAGAGAAGAGCGGCGAGGCGGAGGAGAAGGCCGCCAAGGCGGAUGCAGAGGCUGCCGGCGACAAGGCGGAGGAGAAGGAGAAGGCGGAGAAGGACGAGGGAGACGAUGACUCUGACACCAACGGCAACAGCGACGAGGACAAGGCGGAGGGCGCCAAGGAGGAGGGCGAGGGCGGUGCCGGCAAGGAGGAGGGCGGCGAGAAGGCCGAGGGCGGCGAGGAGAAGGCGGGUGGCGACAAGGCUGAGGAGGCCGAGGGCGAGGCAAAGGAGGGCGCCGACGCCGGCGCGGGUUCCGCCAACGCCACCAACGCGUCCAACUCCACCGCCAACGCCAAGCCCGCCACCGUCAUCAAGCGCAUCCAGGUGCCCAAGCAGAAGGUCGCCAAGGUCCCGCUCAAGGUGGGCGGCCGCGGCUGGCUCUUCCCGGCGCUGUCGGGCCCUGUGCGUGCCGCCUCCAAGACGGUCCUGGCCAAGUUCGUGGCGGCUGAGGCGGUGAAGCGGGACCUGGCCAAGAGCCGCAACGACCUGGAGUCUUACAUCAUCGCCAUGAAGGAGGCGCUGGAGACGGACGAGCUCAUGCAGAAGGUGAGCACCGAGGAGCAGCGCGAGUCGUUCCGCGCCCGGCUUACGGCCGAGGAGGACUGGCUGUACAUGGAGGCGGACGAGGGCGAGGGCGCGCAGCAGUUCAAGGACCGCCUGCAGCAGCUCAGGGACAUCGGCGAGCCCAUCAAGCGCCGCGCCGAGGAGCUGGAGCUGCGGCCCAAGCUGCUGGAGACUGUGCGCAAGCAGCUGGAGCUCAAGCAGUCGGUGGUCAAGGCCUGGGCCGACACCAAGCCCUGGAUCACAGAGGAGGAGCGCGAGGGCAUGGCCAAGCAGCUGGCUGAGGUGGAGGCGGACCUGAACGCCAAGGAGGAGUCUCAGUCCAAGAAGGCCGACCACGAGGAGCCCGCCUUCAGCGUCACCGAGGUGGCCGCCUCUUGGGACAAGUUCGACAAGGCCUUCAACAAGCUCAACAACAAGAAGAAGCCGAAGCCGCCGCCCGAGCCCAAGCCCGCCGCGGACGGCGAGGGCAAGGCCGAGGACGCAGGCGCCGGCAAGGCGGAGGCCGAGGGCGAGGGCGCGGACGGCGACGCGGAUGCUGACGCCGACGCCACCAAGGCCGAUGCUGAUGCUGGGGCUGGUGCGGACGGCGCUGACGGCGACGCCGGCGCGAAGAGCAAUGCGCAGGCCGAUGACGGCAAGGAGGAGGAGGCUAAGAAGGAAGCCCCGAAGAAGGAGGCCCCGAAGAAGGAGCAGGCCAAGAAGGAGGAGCCGAAGAAGAAGGAGGCUCCCAAGAAGGAGGCGAAGAAGGAGGAUCCCAAGAAGGCCAAGAAGGAGGCGCCCAAGAAGGACGACAAGAAGGGCAAGGCGGAUGCGAAGAAGGACGCGAAGAAGGAGGCGCCGAAGAAGGAGACAAAGAAGGAGGCCCCUAAGAAGGACGCCCCUAAGAAAGAGGCUCCGAAGAAGGAGGCUCCUAAGAAGGAGGCCCCGAAGAAGGAGGCGGGUGGCAAGGACAAGGACGCUGGCAAGGACGACAAGAAGUCUUGGAGCUGGAACAAGAAGAAGGGCGAGGAGCUCUAGGCUGCUCAUCGGUGUGUAGAGCGUGGAAGUGAAAUCUGAAUCUUAGUGAGAGAGCGCAUAGCAAGGCGGCACUCGGUGACGCUGGUCAGGGAAGAUAGAGUCACUGGGCCCUAUCCACGCAGACCGGGGAUCAGCAAGCCGGCUGUGGCCCGCGCUUAUUCUGAAACGGCCGAGACGACUGCGUGAUGAGACUGAUGAGGGACACUGGGUGCUGUGCACGCGGCGCUGGACCGCCCUGGCGGAGUGGUGGAUUGGCCUAUCAAGCUGGGCACGUGUGAUGUACACGCGUCAUGUUGACCAGCGUGCGACUGGCGCAACAGAUGCGGCUUCUGUUGCUGGCAGCCGCGGGGAGUGAGUGCGCUUGACGGCUGGAGUGCUUGGCACACUGGUUUGGCGGGUACAUGCGCCACUGCCUGACAGGCUGGGCAUGAGCGUGCAUCCUGGCGUGCAUGCGUUGCUCGGUGUGGUUAUCGGUGGGACUGGCGCAGCAACUGCAGCCUGUUUGUUAGUAGCGUGGGUGAUGAGUGCGCUGGAGUGCGUGACAUACACUGACACGCCUAGGAGGCAUUUAAUGACCUAGCAAAAGCGCGGCGUGCUGAGGAUCCGUAUCCGAGCUAUCACAUGUGCGCGCCACGUGAUCUCGCGCUGUGUGGGCACAUGUAAGCCCCCCUGCGUGGAAGAUCGCGGAAAGGGAGGACACACGAGCAGGGGAAGAAGCACGCAGGAGUGUGCGUAGUCGGAAUGCAUAUAAAUGCCCGUCAUGCCAGCCUGGCUUAACUAGGCGCCGCUGGCCGUGUCUCUCAUCGUGUCUUGAUCCUAUGGGCGUUCCGCCCACAGAUGCUUUGGACUCUGGCCGGUGCGGCAGGUAUGGGCACGGCCUUGGUGAGACCGGGUGGCCCAGUGUCGAAGCCUCGAAGGGCACGCGAGGAAGAGCACAAAGGAAGGGCCCCGAUUUAACGCACUGACGACGUACGGUAUGCUGGUGCGCGAUCGCACGUGCAGCAGUUCAGCACGGACGUUUUGGCGCGCGGGGCUGCAAAACGAGCUCCGUCCCUAUGUAGCUGCAUGU
Messenger RNA from Chlamydomonas reinhardtii, 4534 nucleotides. RefSeq lists its product as uncharacterized. The coding region runs from base 91 to 3465 and encodes 1124 amino acids. Gene Ontology annotation, biological process: cellular response to hypoxia; endoplasmic reticulum unfolded protein response; negative regulation of hypoxia-induced intrinsic apoptotic signaling pathway. The transcript is spliced from 18 exons. Gene Ontology annotation, cellular component: endoplasmic reticulum chaperone complex. Gene Ontology annotation, molecular function: ATP-dependent protein folding chaperone; ATP binding. Lineage: Eukaryota; Viridiplantae; Chlorophyta; Chlorophyceae; Chlamydomonadales; Chlamydomonadaceae. The record is from RefSeq and is a predicted model, not a curated record.